ACUACUGACAGUUUUUUUUUUCAGAUAAAUCAAAACCAAAUCCACGGUUAACGAAGAAAAGAACACAAUUUUUAAAUUUGUACACAAUGGGUGAGCGUUUCUAUAGAUGCUGGCCGUGUGAUAGAAACGGAAAAGGCGAAAACUUAUUUUACGUAAUGGAGAAUUCCGAGCCCAUGCUUCAUCAACAGCUACCAACAUCAUCGCCGACCACCGCCCUGUACUCGAACUUUAAUAAACCUUCGGAAGCAGGAGCAGCAGAAGGACCACGUUUUAAUAAAACUGGGUCACACGUCCAUAGCCCGUAUGUAGGCGAUGGUCAAGUGAAAAAAAAUUCUGAACUCUUAUCUUUUCGCAGCCACCUGAAUCUGUUCCAAUAUGUUCGUACCAUGUCGAACACCACGUUCAAUAGCCGCAACCGAUAUAUUCCGUACUAUAACAAUCGUUCCUACACCGCUUCGGCAACGGCUCUCUCUAUGUCGAGUACUCCCCUGAUCAACAGCCAUACGCAGAUCCAAGAGCAACAAUGUGCAGCGUCUUACCAAACGAUUGUUCCGCUUUAUCAGACCACAAGCCACUGUGCGCAGCAACAGACAAAAUUGCCAUUGGUGACUCCAGUCCUAGACAAUUCAUUCGCUGAAAGCAACACUUGCUCCAUGGCCGACAUUGCCUCUCACAACAUUCAAAUUAAUACGAUUCCGACUAAUGUAUUGUUGCCUUGCUCCAGGCCUACAACAACCGCGGUGGCCAUCCAAAGGUCAGCCAGCGAAGAAGGUGGAGAUAAGGAAGGUCAUUCUUCUGCCAAGAUUACAGAGAUGAGCGAUUUGGUAACUUUGCAGAUCACCAACUUGGAUUACUCGCUUGACGAAUCACAUCUACGCAGCUUUCUACUUAAUCAGCUUAAGCCCAUUACGCCCGUUGUGUCACUUCUCUUUGAGGGAAGCUCCUAUGCCAAAGUCACUGUUCCUGAUCUUUACUUCGCAAAGCAGGUCGUCUCUAAUUUGCACCGUAAGAAGAUUGGUCACAAGCGCAUGCUGGUCAGUUAUACUCGCGAUUCCUCCCUAACAGAGGUCAACACACUUCGCUGCCAGGUCGCAGGACUUCUAAAGGAUGUCCCGUUCAACACCCUCCCAAUGUAUAAGUUCAGAGAACUCUUUCAGUCGCGCUUUAAAACCUCAAUCAGUGUUUUAGAUUUAUACAAAAUGCAAGACAUAUGUAACAUUAACUCGGACAACAAUGAGGAAAAGUUUAUCAGCUUAAAUCCUGAAUUGGUAAACACACUCGAUAUAUCCCCCUUAAUGGAAGGACUCCAACAUAGUGUUCCUUACUGUAGUAUUCAUUUUAAAAAGGAACAGCACAAAGGAUGGGCCGAGCAGGAAAUCGAGCCACUACCGAAUGUCUUCAUGAGCAUUUCGGAAAUUCAGAAACUAAUUUAUCCACUCCUCAAGGUACAUACGGGCGACAUUCCAGUGGCUACCCUUCUACACUGCAUCAAAGAAGUGCUUAAUGUAUCAAUAAUGGCCAAUGAAAAUGGCGUCAACUUGGAGCAUUUGAUCUGCUGUGUUCAGGGCAUUCAAGUUCGGGCAAACAAUUUUGGCAUUAAAAUUCUCGGAUGGUUAGAAAUAAACAAAGAAAUGCAAUCAGGAACUUUUAAUGCCAGUUCAUAUAGCCUAACUGCCAGUGAUCGCAUGAAUUGUGGAAGUUAUUUCAAAAACUCAGUUGCCGAUCCGCUUUUCCAAAUUUCCCGCGAAGUUAUAGAGCUGUUAAAGAUGUCACCAAAAUCAACUAUGAAAUUCAACCGUUUUAUUCCAGCCUAUCACAAUCACUUCGGAAAGCAAUGUCGAGUUGCAGACUAUGGUUAUACAAAAUUAAUCGAACUGUUUGAGGCAUUGUCAAACGUUGUUCAAAUUAUGGGAGACGGUGAAAAUCGUCAAAUUACGCUUACCCACCGUAUUCAAAUACGCAGGUUUACAUCGGACUUAUUGCGGGUUUUACGCGUAAAUGGUAACAACUCAGUUUUGCUUUCGCAGUUGUCGUUAGUUUUUACGCAGACCCAAAAUAAGACAUUUGACAUCACUGAUUAUGGAGUGUGCGACCUUAUAGACAUUCUAGACGGUUUAGUAAGCUCCAAUAUCGUAACUUUAGGCACUGUACAGAACGGAAAAGAUAUUCUUAUAUCAAUGCCAAAACGCAAACAGACCAACAGUGAAAUGGAAAAAACGUGUGUGUUCGCUGGCGAAAUGAUCGAGCUUUUUCAAAACGCUCUUCAGUACACAAUUUCAUUUCAGAAGUUUGUACGCUCCUAUCAUUAUCACUUCGCAUACCAAUGUCGUUUAAGUGACUACGGCUUUCUAAAACUGGCCGAUCUUUUAGAUGCAAUUAAUGGUUUAGUGGAAAUGGAGUUGACAACUGAUGAGGACAAGAAAAUUGUUCUCUCGCCAAAAAUGGCUAGAAGAGUUUUCUCUGAACAAUGUGAGAACCUAAUUCGCAAUGCAACAGGAAACCCAUCGCACUGUAUGAAGCUAGAUCAGGUGCUCAUAAUGCACAAAAAGAAAUAUGGCUACCAAAUUAAACCGAAAACUUUGGGGGUUUCGGAUAUGGCUAUGGCAGUUGAGCUGAUGCCUUACGUCGAGUUGAAAAAAAAAGAGCAGACCAUUUGGAUCAUUUGCCACAAUAACGAUCUUGAGUUUCGUUUUCUUUGCUACAAGGUGUGUAAGUAUGUCUUUGAGAGGGAUCCUUACGUACCAGCUUUAACAAACGUUAGAGGGGAAGUUAAGUUACCUCAAUCUCAACAAUUUUUAAAAGCGAUUCACAAAAGCACAUUAGUUAGAGAUUUCAAUGCUGAACAUAAGGACCAGCUGUCAGAGUCAGCUCUUUUAGCCAUGCAACAUGCGAUUGAGAUAUACAAUGAUGGUGGCAUACAGUGCAUUCGUCUAACCCGUUUCAUGAGGUUUUUAAUUGCCAUUGUACGUAUGCUUGAACAGCGACCAAGCAUGUAUCUGUAUGAGAUCAAGAAUGGUUUAAACUGUGGCCUUAGCACCACUUUUGAAUUCGGAUUCCCAAACCUAUAUUCAGUGAUUACAGCACAUAAAGAACUAUUCAGGAUUAACAAUGGACCAACGCAAGAAAGAAGUGAGGUUUCCAUCAGUACCAACUGUGAGCUUCGACAAAGUUCCUUUGGCAAAGACCAGUACAUGCUGGAAUCCCAGAAUCAACCAUAUUAUAAAAAUCAAGCACAACGGAGCUUUCAUGGUCACUUUGGGGAGUAUAAUGGACUUCCAAUCAGUCAGCCCACCCAGAAACGAAGCGCAACAAUCAACAAUUAUUCUACAAUCCAAACAUUCCAUGCCGAUAACGACCUACUUAAUCUGCCAGAAAAUCGUUUUCCGUCAAGAACCAUCUCAUCAUUGCCUAAUAGUUUCGGAUCAGCUCUGGACAGUGGUAGUCUUUCCAAUAGUUACAGCAACAAGGAAAACUCUAUGAAAUCUCUUCAGUUAUUUAACAGUUCAUUUAACUCGUCUAGCGAGCUAAAUGUCACUCUAGGAGCAGGAGAUCUAACAAACAUAUCUGCAGAAACAGCUAUCCCAGCCGACACUUCAUAUGAUCAACCAUCCGAACUUUGGCGUAGACGUCAAAAAAACUUGAAUCACCGCAAUUCAUCAAAUUUUCCCAAAUCAGAUAAUGGAAAUGACGGUCCUUACGUCAUGGGAAAUUGCAUCGCACUAGAAUCCAUUUAUGAGCCAACGAAGUAUGGGGCUCAAACAAAAGAGAAAUUACCCUUUUGGAUUGAUCCCAUUUGGAGCAAAGGAUCGGAACAGCUUAGUCAUGACAUACUUAACAUUCGAAUACCCAAGGCCAAAUCAACUAAACCGUUUUCCACCAUACUCUCACCAUACACCAUUUCGAAAAAUGAAAAUUUAAAGCGACAAUUGUUUAAUUUUGAUAAUCACGAUCGUAAAAUAGCCUAAUACCAAGUGGUAAACCUAUUGUCAAAAUAAUACUUAUUGUAAUAGCACUAAGAAUUAUUUAAUGUGCUCAUAUUUUGAUUCACUUAAAAGACUUCGUAAGAAUACAAAUAAGAAAAAUGUAUUUUUCAUUUCUUGUAUUUAUUCUGUGUUAGGUAAACUUUUUAAAUUUAUUGUAAAAAAUUGUAUUAUAUAAAUAUUUUAUACUGUCGAGUAUUGCUUGUAAAGAAGAACAGGGAUAGCGAAUGAAUCGGCUGUAAAUACAGCGGCUGCCAUACGUUCGGACAAAUCCACAAAAUUUGUUGAAUAUAUCACCUUCCCAGUACCAAUAA
Drosophila yakuba is the source of this 4294-nucleotide messenger RNA. RefSeq names its product meiosis regulator and mRNA stability factor 1 (gene Marf1). Gene Ontology annotation, molecular function: nucleic acid binding. The transcript is spliced from 7 exons. Bases 87 to 3965 code for a protein of 1292 amino acids. The record is from RefSeq and is a predicted model, not a curated record. NCBI's taxonomy places the organism in Eukaryota, Metazoa, Arthropoda, Insecta, Diptera, Drosophilidae.